This is a messenger RNA of Erigeron canadensis, 462 nucleotides long. RefSeq lists its product as uncharacterized. The transcript has a single exon. The record is from RefSeq and is a predicted model, not a curated record. The coding region runs from base 1 to 462 and encodes 153 amino acids. NCBI's taxonomy places the organism in Eukaryota, Viridiplantae, Streptophyta, Magnoliopsida, Asterales, Asteraceae.
AUGGGGUUUAAAGUAGGUGACAUGGUGAUGCUUAAGGUCUCUCCAUGGAAAGGUAUCAUUCGUUUUGGAAAAUGGGGCAAGUUGAGUCCUCGUUUUAUUGGACCUUUUAAGAUUUUGGAGCAGAUUAAAGAUCAAGCUUAUUGUUUGGAUUUGCCUCCAGAAUUGGAAGGUAUUCACCCUACAUUUCAUGUUUGUUACUUAAGGAAAUGUUUGGCCGGGGAAGAGAAUGUAAUUCCUAUAGAAGAUAUAAGUAUUGAUCCGAAGAAGAGGAUGAUUGAUGAGCCGAUAAAGAUAGUUGAUCGAAAGCAAAAGAAGCUUCGUCGGAAGAUGAUUGAUCUUGUACUUGUGAAAUGGAAGCACACACGAGGGGAAAGCUUGACAUGGGAAACGGAAUCGGUGAUGAAGGAGCAUUACCCUCACUUGUUUGAGGAAGAGGUGAUUCCAAGGACGGAAUCCUCCUAA